Microthlaspi erraticum is the source of this 1335-nucleotide messenger RNA. NCBI's taxonomy places the organism in Eukaryota, Viridiplantae, Streptophyta, Magnoliopsida, Brassicales, Brassicaceae. The record is from the annotation of a GenBank genome assembly.
AUGGUGCGAUUAUGGUCGAUCGCAAAGGUGCGAAUCGGGAAAGUUUCGAAUUUCUGCAAAGACGUUGGAGGUGAGAGACGACGAUGGUUCACGAGCAGAGUGAUGAGCUUCGGCGACGGAAGCCAUGGAGCUUUGGGGAUGUCAGGCACGGGAAUGGGAACAGACGCUUACGAACCCACCCUCGUUCCUAAUUUGCCUUCCGAUGUCUCCUUCGUAUCCGCCGGACACUACCACUCCCUCGCCGUUACAUCUGGCGGUGAGGUUUGGGCUUGGGGUCGCAACGUGGACGGCCAGCUCGGUCGAAUCGUCAGAAGUUCAAGGAACGAGCCGAAGAGAGUGGAAGGUCUAGAGAAUGUGAAUGUCCGGUCAGCAUUUGCGUCUGGAGUGGUUUCAACGGCAAUCGGAGAAGAUGGGUCUUUGUGGGUGUGGGGAAGAUCGAAAAGAGGACAACUUGGUCUUGGAAAAGGUACCAUUGAAGCUCUAGCUCCUUCAAGAGUUGAAACUUUAGCUGAAGAACACAUCGUUAAGGUGUCAUUAGGUUGGGGACACGCACUUGCGCUUACUGUGGACGGUAAAGUCUUUGGUUGGGGUUAUGUAGCUGACGGAAGAGUAGGCAAUGUAGGACUUCCACUUGAGCCAUCUCUUCUAGAUUCACUUACAAAUGGGUAUGAUGAUGAUCACAAGGCUGCUGAUUUGAAUAUGGAGGAGGAAGCUGAGAGGAAAGUUGCAGAAGCGAUGAAGAAGGAGAACAACAUGCCCAUAGCUUGGGAGCCUCGUCUGGUGGAAGAAUUACGCAAUGUGAAGGUAGCAGAUAUUGCUUGCGGGUCUGAUCAUUCUUUAGUUCUUUGUGAUGAUGGCACGCUUUUGAGCUCUGGGAGCAACGUGUAUGGUCAGUUGGGUCGUGGGACUAAGCAAGAGCUAGGAAUGUCACCUGUUGAUAUAGCCGGAUCUCCGGUUUCUAUAGCAGCUGGUCUUGGUCAUUCUCUAGCUAUCUGCAACGUUGACUCAGACUUCAACACGAGGAUAGUCUCGUCAUGGGGUUGGAACCGGAGUCAGCAGCUAGGGAGAGGAAAACCGGAAGAGCUGCCAAGAGAUGUGGAGGGUUUGGAUGGUGAAACUCCAGCUUCCGUAUCAGCAGGGCGUGUGCAUUCCUUGUGUGUAACAGAUAAAGGAGAAGCUUUGGUUUGGGGUUGUGGGAAGAAUGGUAGGCUCGGUUUAGGGAGCUCGACCGAUGAGCCUGAACCGAUGUUGCUGGAAGACGUUGAGGGCUCUGUUCUUCAAGCAGUUGCUGGGUUUGAUCACAGUCUCAUCUUAGUGACUGACUCAGAUGUUUGA